UUUUUUAAAAUAUUUUUAAAAUGGUUCAAACUUAUCAAAGUCCAGUACGUGUCUACAAAUUUCCUUUUGAGUUGAGAUUUCCAACAUGCCCACAAAUUCCAAUUUUCGUCGGUUCUGAGAUUACUUAUGAAUGGAAAGCUGAAGAUGGUGGUGAAGAAAUUAUAGAACGUAAAUGUCAACUUAAUGUAGAAGCUCCUUAUCUUGUCAAAAAGAUUGCUGGUGUAGAUUAUGUUUAUUUUAAACAAAGAAAUCAUUUAAAUUUGCGUGCUCGAACUUUGCUUAUUGAGGCUUCAAACAUUUCUUUUGCUAAUCGUAUUGUUGUUAUCGAAAACUGCCGAUAUUAUGUUCACACAGAAAAUCCAGAAUGGACAUGCUUUGAACAAAAUUCAAGCCUUGAUGUAAAAUCGUUUUUUGGGCUGGAAUCAGCAAUUGAAAAGCUUGCUGUUAAACAAUAUAGUGCUAAUAUUGCUAAGGGAAAAGAAGUACUCGAAUUCUUUAUCGAUGAGUUGAUUAAGAAUGGAGUUACACAUGUACCGAUAUGGAAAGGUGAAGAGAAAGGUUGGAAUUUUUAUGGAUUAAGUUCUCCACCGACAACACCUCCAGCCAGCAGUAGUGGUUUUGGAGGCUCUUGUUCAACUACAUUAACUGCAAAUGCUGUUAUAAACGAACUAAAUUCUGAACCUUUAUCAGGCACGGCAGAGGAAAAACUUUCACGUGAAGAACUGAAACGGAGGCGUUCAAGUGGAUUGGGAGGAAGUGGAAAACAAAAAUCUUCUGGGACAGCAAAUGGUGUUUUAUCCUCUGCUUCUGUUACGCAACAAUUGGGAAAACUACGUGGUACUCCUGCACAACCUGAUGCUGCAGGUCGGGCUACUAGUUUUGAUGAUUUGGAUUCUAAAUUGGAAGGUGAAUAUAUUCAACGUUUUUUGGGUCAACUUACACCUUUGGAAGAAAGCCGUCUUUGUGAGUUGUAUGUUCUACAAUCAGCACAUAAAGGAAAAAUACCAAAUGAUGCACAUUUGUUGCGUUUUCUACGUGCACGUGAUUUUGAUGUUCAGAAAGCUAAUCAUAUGAUUGUAAAUUCUCUUCUUUGGCGUAAACAGCAUAAUGUUGACAAAAUUCUACAUGAUUUUGUUCCACCUCCAUUAUUGAUUAAAUAUUUCCCUGGUGGUUGGCAUCAUAACGAUAAUCAAGGAAGACCUCUUUUUAUUUUGCGUCUUGGACAAAUGGAUAUAAAGGGCCUUUUGCGUUCUGUUGGUCUUGAAUCAAUAGUUAAAUUUACUCUUUCAAUUUGUGAGGAAGGACUUUUAAAGACUGCUGAGGCCACAAAACGUUUGGAAAAACCGAUAAGUGCUUGGACGCUUCUAGUUGAUCUUGAGGGGUUAAGUAUGCGGCAUUUAUGGCGUCCUGGAGUUCAAUGCCUUUUACGAAUAAUUGAAAUGCUUGAGGCCCACUAUCCAGAAUGUUUAGGAAUGGUUUUAAUUAUACGAGCGCCGCGUGUUUUUCCAACUUUGUGGACUUUAAUUUCUCCUUUUAUUGAUGAAAAUACACGACAGAAAUUUGUGUUAUAUGCAAGCGAUCAAUUACUACAAGAAUUGCAACGUUACAUACCUGAAGAUUAUUUACCUGAUUUUCUUGGUGGGAAAUGUAAAUUUGACUGCGCUGCAAUAACAGAACCUCCAUGGAUGGUUCCAAAAUCAGAAUAUUUACCAAUUCCUGGUGGAGAAUUGCUACGCGAAACAAAUGAUAUUCUUACAAAUACUUAUACACAAGUUGUGGUUAAUCGAGGUUCUCCAUACGAGGUUUGCGUUUGGGUACAGCAAGCUGGUUCUGUGCUUACUUGGGAUUUUGACAUUAUUAAAGGCGAAUGUGAAUUUGUUAUUUACUACUCCGAAAAGAAAAUUUCUUCAAAAACUCCUCUCUCUGGCCAUUUAUCUACAGCAGCAGGAGCAGCUUCAUCAGCGCCAACAACAACUGCUACUACUCCUGGUCCAUUGGAUCGAGUUGUUGACACUGUUACAAGUGAAUUGUCUAAUUUACUUUCUCCUUCUACAAUUCCACAUUUUUAUGCAAUUGAAUGUGAACCAGAAUUUCGUGUUGGUACUGAACUUACAAUUAUUGGGAAUCCAUUAGAUUUUAAAGAAACUGAUUCAAUGCAAGGCACAACUUAUUGUGAUAAAGGAGGUACUUAUAUUCUUCAAUGGCGACAUCCUGGCGAAUUUGUAGCAGCUGUUUCAACAGAAACUAACAGCAAAAAAGAAUCCUCACAUAUUGGAGACGGUUCGAGUUCUCAUGUUCCAUCUACAACUCAUCAACAACAACAAAAAACUUCCACUUCUGGACCAACACAUAAAUGUCGUCUUAUGGUAUAUUAUGAGCUGCUGAACUCUAAGGAUUUUAAAGGAAGUGUUGCCUCUUUAGAAUCUUGCCGUUCUUCUUUUAAUUCACUCGUUGCUGCCGCCGCUAUUUCUACUGAUAUUACUGCUGCUACCUCUUCAGCUUCACCACCACUUUAUAAUUCUGAACUUAAAUUGAAGCAAGAACAACAAAACAAGAAAGAUUCCAAUGCUUCUAAUGAAGAAGAUUAUUCAACUGCAACUGAAAAAACUCCAAAGAGUUGA
Meloidogyne enterolobii is the source of this 2621-nucleotide messenger RNA. NCBI's taxonomy places the organism in Eukaryota, Metazoa, Nematoda, Chromadorea, Rhabditida, Meloidogynidae. The record is from the annotation of a GenBank genome assembly.